Molecule: messenger RNA, 6043 nt
Organism: Cyclopterus lumpus (lumpfish)
Lineage: Eukaryota; Metazoa; Chordata; Actinopteri; Perciformes; Cyclopteridae
Product: trichohyalin
Exons: 3
Coding region: 145-5976 (1943 amino acids)
Molecular function (GO): GTP binding
Source: RefSeq, a predicted model, not a curated record
UCUUCCAGUUUUCUGAGUUCAGUUCAAGUCACCGCGAGGGUGUUCCUGUUCGUCUUUCACAACGGUUGUGAAUAAACUCUUCCUGUAAGAGACCAGAAAGAGGAAGAGGAAGGACGAGAGGAAGAACGCAGACGCAUAGCGGUGAUGGACGUGACGGAUAAAAACUGCAGUCCAGUCAUCGUCUCGAAUGGUGCUCAUCCGGUACGGUGCACUGAGGAAGUACUGCUCCCUUUCAUCACAGAUGAGAGUCGGCAGGCCGCCAUGGACUCGCGGCUCCCUCCUGACUCGCGCAUCGACCCCCCGGCUCUCCCAGAGCUCCGACUGGUCCUCCUGGGUAGGAAGGGGGCCGGGAAGAGCGCGGCGGGCAACACCAUCCUGGGAGGAGUGGGAGGCUUCGAGAGCGGGAAGCCCACGGAGGAGUGCGUGAAAAGGCGAGCCGAUGUGGCCGGGAGGAGAGUCACGGUGGUGGACACGCCGGGUUGGGAGUGGUACUACCCGCUCAACAGCACGCCCAACUGGGUGAGGAGGGAGACUUUGCGGAGUGUGUCGCUUUGCCCUCCUGGACCCCACGCUGUGCUCCUGGUGGUGCGAUCCUGCGCCUCCAUAACAGAGGACUGCAUCAGUGAGAUCGAGGAGCACCUGGGGCCGCUGGGAAAAGGGGUUUGGGAGCACGCCGUGCUGCUGUUCACCAGGGGGGACGAGCUGGGCCUGGCGUCCAUGGAGCAGCGGAUCUCGACGAGCGGCCCGGGGCUCCAGAGACUCCUCCGGAAGUGCGGGAGCAGAUACCACGUCGUGAACAACCGGAGCAAAGGAGACGGGACGCAGGUCAGAGAGCUGAUGAGGAAGCUGGAGGAGAUGGUGGAGGGGAAGAAGGACGGAAGCAGCCACUUGGAGAUGGACGACACGGUCCUGGUGGGUCUGGAAGCAGACGGGAAGAGGAGAGCGAGGGAGAGGAGGAAGAAACAGAGGCAGAUGGAGGCCCAGCUGCAGAGAGGGACCAUCAAAGCAGCGCUGAUGAGCGAUGGUCUUCAGGGCUCCGAGUUAGACGCCCACCAGUCGUUCUCCAAGGCUCCCCGACGUCUACUCGAGGUCAGACUGGUUCUCCUGGGCGAGCGUGAGACCGGAAAGAGCUCCGCCGGGAACGCCAUCCUCGGCAAAGCGCUCUCCUUCCAGGCCGGGGCGGUGACGGAGGAGUGCGUCCGUCAGCAGGCGGAGGUGGGCAUGCGGAUGGUGACGGUGGUGGACACUCCCGGCUGGGAGGGAGGUGUAGCGGGCGCCACACCUGAGAGGGUGAAGAGGGAGAUCGUCAGUAGCGUGGCCCUGUGUCCUCCGGGGCCCCACGCGCUCCUGCUGACUCUGAGGGUGGAUACGCUGGUGAGGGCGGCGCACGUGACGGAGCAUCUGGAGCUUCUCGGCGACGGCGUGUGGAGACACACGAUAUUGCUGUUCACACACGGGGAUCAGCUUCGAGAGGGGGUGGAUAUCGAGCAGCACGUCCAGGGUGGGGGCAGGGAUCUCCGGGGCCUGCUGGAGAAGUGCAGGGGCCGGUACCACGUCAUCAGCAGUGUGGACGGAGGGGGAAGAGGAAACGGAGGCUCCGCUGAGGUGACGGCGCUCCUGCAGAAGGUGGAAAAGAUGGCAGCGAUGAACAGGUGCGAGGCUUUCUCCGGCCUGGUUCAGGAGGUCAGGACUCUGAGCCAGUCGAGGAACGAGAAGUUCAACCAGCGUCUGAAGGACGUGGGAGAUAAAAUGCUCCGUCAGGAGGAUGAGUUGAAAAAUAUGAGAGAGAGGGAGGUGAAAAGAAUGCGGUGGUUUUUCGACAGGAAGAAAAAGGCGAAGUCACCCGGAAAGGCCGACGUUCCAAGGGAAGAAGAGGAGGAGGAGGACAGGAGGAUGGACGAGAGGAAGAAUGAUAUUGGAGAGCUAGAGGAGAGGAUGCGAUGGCUCACGGAGGAUAAAGAGAGAGAAACUCAGGAUCUGAGCGUAGAGAACGAGAGAAUCCGUGCGGCGCUGAACCAGAGUGAAGGAGAAAAGCACGACGCGGCGCUCAACCUGGAGCGGAGAGAGAGAGAGAUCGAGGAACUGAGAGAAAGAAACGACGAGCAGCAACUGAAGCUGCUGGACCUCGAACGUGCCGCUGUAGAAAACGAACACGAGAGAAAACAGAGGGAAGAGGCCGUGAGUGAGGUUAAGAAAUUGGAAGAGUUGCAGAAAAAAGAGAACGCAGAGUGGAUGGAAAACGUCGCUUCUUUAAAAGCAGAAAUGGACGAGACCAAGAGACGCCACGAUGAUAUUCUCGAGAGAAAAGAAGAGGAAAAGAACAGGGAGAUGGAAAUAAAACUACUUGAAAAAGAUAAAGAGCGAGAAGAAAUGAGGGAGAAGGCAUCAGAGGAAAAGCAGAUCGCUCUUGGCAACGCAAAACAAUAUGAAAAAGCUAUGCAGGAGAAAGUUGAAGAAAUUAAAUUACAGCAUCGUGAAGAAAUAGAGAGACAAAUGCAAGAGAGAGGGACGGAGAUAAAAGACAUAAAACGGCAACAUCAGGAAGAGAUGGCCAGAAAGAUCUGUGAAAUAGUGGAGACGAUGAAAGAAGAAAUUGAUCAGAGGUUGAAAGACAAUAAAGAAGAUGUAGAAAGAGUCAAACUACAGCAUGACAAUGAAAUAAAGGACACGCAACACGAACAACUCAGAGAGAUCGCUGAGCUGAAAGAGCGGUUUGCAAAAGAAACAGAGGAACAAAGACAAGCGAAAAAGAGAGAGAUGGCCGAGUUAGAGCAAAGGCAUCGCCUCCACACGGAGGGGAAGAUGCUGGAAAGUGAAAAAGAGAAGGAAGCAAUUCAUCUUAAAUGCAAAAAAGAUACGGCACAGAAAAUGCAGGAGAAGGGAAACGAGCUGGAAGUGUUAAAACUGCAGCAUCGGGAAGAAACGGCGAGAAAAACGAAAGAAACGGAAGAACUAAUGGAGACGAGGAGCGCUGUGCACCGGGAGGAAGUAGACAGAACGGUGAAGGAGGAGAAGGAAGAUGUUGAAAGGGUCCAACAGCAGUGCAGCGAUAAAAUAAGGGACAUUGAACAAGAACGACAAAGAGAGACUAAAGAGCUGAAACAACAGUUUGCAGAAAAAUACGAGAAACAGUUGCAGGAAGGACGAAGGGAGAUAAGAGAGUUGGGGCAAAAGCACAGAGCCCACACAGAAGAAAAGGCGUUAGAAAAUGAAAAAGAGAAGCAAGUGAUGAAAGAGAAUCAUGAGAAAUACAUAUUGCAAAAACUGCAGGAGAGAGACGGACUUAUAGAGAAGUUAAAACGUGGGCACGCGAAUGAAAUCAAAGAACUGAUGCAAGAAAGGGACCAGGAAAAGGAAACGCUCCUCAUGAGUCUCAAGGAGGAGAAGGAAAGAGAAGCCGAGGAGAUGAAGGAGAUGAAGGAGAAGCUGCGACGAAAGGAAGAGAAAGAAACACACCAUUUACAUUUCAAGCAAGUCGUGGAGGAAAGAGAGAGAGAAGCGGAAGAACUUGAGCGGCGCUUGCGGCGGACGGAGGAGGAAAGAGAAAGAGAUCAUUUAAAUCACAAGAAACAGAUGGAGCAAAAGCUCCGGGAACAAGACGGAGUGAUAGAACAAUUGAAUCAGCACCUAAAGGACAUUGGCGAAGUCCUUCUGAAUCAAGAGAGAGAGGCCGAGCGAGAGAUGGAGGAGAUGAAACGAGAGCUUUUGAGCGACGCCGAGAGAAGACUAAAGGAAAAGGAAAGCGAGAUGGAAAGUGCCAAACAGCGGGCCGAGUGCAGGGAGAGAAGCUGGAGGGAAGAGCAGAGGAAGAAGGACGAGGCCGGAGAAAGGGAGUUAAACCGACUGCUAGAAAUCAGAGACUGUGAGAUUGAUGAGGCCAAGAAGACGAGCGCGAACCACUUGAAAGAAAUCGAAGAGCUGAACGAGAGCAAUAAACUCCAAACCCUCGGCAUCGCGGAGAUACGGCGGCGUCACGCGGAGCAGGAGAGGAAAAAAGACGCGGAAAUGACGGAAAGACUUCGGGCCAAAGAAGAAGAGCUGAGGCGACGAGGCGGAGAAGACGAGAGAGAGAUCGUCCGGCUGAGGCUGACGAUCGAGCAGACGAAGUCCGAGCUGAAGGAGCUCGUUCGCCAGAUGGAGGAGGAGACGACGAGCAUGAUCCUGGAGUACGAGAAGGAGGUGGCGAGGAGGGAGGAGAGCGUGGAGUCCAUCGCGGGGGAGCGGGAUCGCGCGGCGCGGUGCUCGGAGGAGGCCUCGGAGAAAUACGAGGAGAGUCGGAGGAGAGUCGAGGAGCUGCGGGAGCAAAACGAGAAGAUGAGGACGGAGACGGCAAAGCUCGAAGGGGAAGUUAGAAAGCAUCUCCGGGGAUACGAAGAGCAGGUGAAGAGCAUUAAAGAGAGAGAUGUGGAGGUCGCGGGAUUGAGGGAGGAAAAUGACAAACUGCAAGCUGAGGCAAAAAGGCAGAGGGAUGAAAUGAGAGAGCAUUUCCAGAAACAAAGUGAGCUCGGAACGAAGGAGGAGGAAUUCCUGGAAAGGGAAAACAAAGUAGGAGAAAGGGAGCAGCUUCUGAGCAGAAGAGCAAAUGAGCUUGACGCCAAAGAGAGAGAGCUGGCGGGCAAAGAGGUGAAGUUAGAAAGCGAGGAAGAGGAACUCAGCGAACGGGAAGCAGGUCUAGAAAAGCAACAAAGAGACCGGGAGGAAGUAGAGAAACUCGAGCAGGAAGUGAGCACGAGAGCCCAGAAUAUAGAGAAAAGGGAAAGGGAGCUGGAGAGCUUGCUUCGAGCUCUGGAGGGCCGACAGAAGGAGCUCAAUCAUCACGGGCAAGAUCUUCAGGAGAAGGUGAAAGGCCUGAAAGACCACGAGAGGGAGCUGAAGGAGAGGGAGGGCUACUUAAGAAAUGAAGAGAGCGAGCUGCUCGGCUGGAAGUCGGAGUUGCAGACGAGGAACGAGCGCGUGGACGCCACGACGCAGCAGUUGGACGAGAUGGGGAGAGACUUGGCUCUGCUGAAGGAGGAACUUCACACCAAGGAGACAAACUUAAAGGUGUCGCUCAAGAAACUGGGCCAGUGGGAACAGGAUCUGCAGGACCGAGAGCAAAGGUUGCACAAAAGAAAGAGGAGGGACUUGGAGACCGGACCGGAUGAGGUUGGAGACCGUGAGGCGGAUCCUUUCUCGGCUGCAGCCGAGAGCUCAGACGACGACUUGCACUUAAUGUACCGAGAGGUCAGUGAGAGGAGGGACAAGGGAAGAGGAAGGGAGUCCGAUAGAGGAGACAAGGAAAAGGAGGAUAAGAACUGUCCCCUUGAAACUCUAAAAGAGAUAGCGGCGGCCGAGCCAGAGAGAAUCUGGAAAGGGCAAAAGGUCGUUCAAGAUGUCACGUUGUUAUCUGCAAGUCAGGGAAGCUCAAACCUUCCCGGGUCGGAUUUGAGGGUGUUGGUGUUAGGGGAGUCCUGGUCGUCUCGCUCCCCCUCCGGCGUCACCAUCCUGUGCGGCGAGGCGUCCGAACCGGACGGCUCUACGUUCCGGCACUGGAGGGGUCAGGUCGCCGGACGCCGACUCGCCGUCGCCGAGCCGCUGGGUCUGAGGUGGCGCGACGGUCCGGAUCCGACCAGCGCCGCGCAGAGAACCAGCGUCCUCGACGGCGUCUCCUGGUGUCGCCCCGGACCGCACGCGGUCCUCCUGCUCAUGCCGGCCUUCCUGACCUGCACGCAGAAGUACAGGAGGGCGGUCGAGGGACACGCGGGUUUGCUCGGGGAAGACAUUUGGCGGCGCACGCUGGUGCUGUUCACGUGGGGGGAAAUGUUAGGGGAGAGCGCAGAGCAGCGCAUCCUGAGGAACGGGGAGCUGGCGGGGCUCGUGGGGAGAUGCGGGGGCGGGUAUCACGUGCUGAGCAACAGGAGAAGCAAGUCUUUGAUUGAGGGGCUGUUAGAGAAGAUGGAGGACAUGGUGGCGUUGAACUGUGAUGAAUUUAUCUAGAGGAAGAGUGUCUUAUUUGUAAUGCAAAUAUUUCUGGAUAAAUUAAAAAUGCGGUUGGAAUAAGUAA